This is a messenger RNA of Varroa destructor (honeybee mite), 5272 nucleotides long. RefSeq lists its product as uncharacterized. NCBI's taxonomy places the organism in Eukaryota, Metazoa, Arthropoda, Arachnida, Mesostigmata, Varroidae. The record is from RefSeq and is a predicted model, not a curated record.
UCAUAUAUACCCGCGCUAACGUGCAGUGCACGUCGCUUACUAUAAUGCCUGAUCCCCCGAAGCUAAAAGUUGAAUCCGUUUUGUGUGAGUUUAUUGACGAUCGUGUCAUAACAACAGUAACAACCACCACAACAACAACAACAAACAUGGCAAGGUGACGUACGCAUGUUAAAAAGAAUGCUUGUUCUUAGCCGUCGUCGAGACCGAUGUAAACUAACUGGGUGAUCUACUUCGAUACUAAUGGACCAUGACAGGCUUGAUUUUGCGCACUACCGCUAUUGCUUUGUGUUUUUCGUCUUUUGUUUAUAUAUUUUUAUGGAUUCUUCACAAGUAUUACAACGCUAAUUUUGACUAAAAAAGGGGCGCGUCCUGUCAUGUUACUGAUUAGUAAGAAUGAUAACUAGGCUGAGAACACGUUGGGCCCGAUUUGCUGGAGUGGGUCGCCGAAGUCUGCGACUUCUUCGGGUUGCGUUUCAAAACCAUCCCUACCGGUAUAUGAUCAGCUGCACAUUUCCUCUGAUGCUUUUGGAAAGACUACCAGAAGAGGCUAAACUAGAGGAGAAAAGGAAAGCCAAGCGAAGCCCGGAAGUUGUGUGCAGCAUUCGAGGAUAUUUACCACAAUCAUUAAUGACAAAUAUGCUACCAUAUACGGAUUCAGCCAAAAUUAGGCUGAUGAAGCCAAUAAAAAACAAAACUGAAACAAAGCGACCUCAAAAAAGUAGACCAAUUCGAUAUAGCCUUCGAUUAAGUUCUCCUCUCUUGACUGGUGCAGUGGUCAAGGCCAAAAAGAUCUGUCCAAAUGGCAGGCUUGUAUACGAGAGAAAGCAGCCAAAACUGAAAAUGGUCACAACUAGUAUCUUGCCAAGAAGACGAAAAUGCACUCGCAUAGUCACUUCCUUCCCUUACAAUCUUCGCUUUAGAAGGAACGUCCGUCGCAAUAGCUGGAGAGGAAGUCACGACACAGCACAACUACGAGAAUGUAAAAGUAUCACAAUCACUCCCUAUUGUCUUCGUUUUCGAAGAGAUAACCAGCACAGCAAGCAGGUAUCCAAGUCUCCAAAUACAACGAGGAAACGACCCAGAACGAAACGCAAUCGUAAGGCAGAACGGGUGUCACCGAGAAAAAGUCCUCGCCUUCUUGCUCAGCGAUUCGUCCUCACCGGUGACGAAAAUGACUCUUUCGAUGAUGAAAUCUCUCCUCCAAGGUAUAGAAACCGACGCUGCUUGCUGCUUUCGGAUGAGGAGAGUGGCGACAAAAAUGACGAUAACGACGCUGUCCUGAUAGCGGGCGUUUCAUUUAAAUUUAGCGCAAAGCGCAGCAAAAAAAGCUCCAAUGGCAGGUGGUGAACAGCCUCGUAUAGACACGAGCGUCAAUACUGAGCAAACGUGUGUUCCACCCAUAUCCAAUAAAGAAAAGAAUAAUGUCAUGCUGGCUCCUACGUAUCUGACCUCUCCACGAGUUCAGAAUAGUCCGUUCCCAGCUAAAGUCAAAUGGCCUCUGCUCCGCAGAGCGAUAGUCGCUACUUCACCUCUGGCUAUCAAAGACGGCGACGUUCGAGCAAUUCCUUAUUCGGCCUCCGAUGUCUCUAGGACAAGUCUAGAUAAACAGAAACGUAUAACUGGUGAGCAGCAGCAGCGGAAGCAGCAAGAAGUGUCGAACACUUCUCAUAAUGUUCCGUCCGCAGCUUUCGCUGGGAAGUACAAUCCCGCAUUAUAUGGCAAUCCGGCUUACAAUAGUGUUAAUUUCUAUUCACCGUCGAACGUACGCGCAAACAUUCGUUGAGGCCUUCUACUGAGUGGAACUUCAGCCGCACCGUCCGAGGCGCAAGUGUCCGCUGUUACCGCGCAGUAGUCGUUCAUGACGGCGCGAGAAUGUGACGAAGCGAAAGAAUGUCAGUUUAGAUCCAAAAUUUUUAAGGCCGUACAAGAUAUGAGUCGCCUCCAAAAAAUGCGCAGCCUGCCGUCUUUGGUUAACAACCGCAUUCAAAGCCGCAGGCCAGCUGGUCCUUUACGGCCCUCAGAAUUUCGAACUUUGAACCUCGUGCAGCGCGCUCUCCAGGGAAAUCAGGCAGACGAGCACAAAUCGUUAAGUGAUGCUCCAGAUUCGGUGCCGUUGCUAUCUCUGGGAACCGCACGGCGUGCGUCUAGUGGCCAUGUGCAAUACUUCGUCGAUUUCUAAUAUUAAGAAUACGGAUAUUUUUAAACGAAAUAUUUAUUGUUCACAUAAUUUGGGAAAUACCUGAAAUGGCCAUCUAGAUGCUUAUAAAUGCAGUGGUAAACUACGAAAUCUAUUAAAAACGCAUAGGAAACUGCGUGAUUUUCAUGCUUUUAGUUCUAACCUAAUUUCAUGGUGUUUACUUACAUAUAAAGGCUAUCAACAUUUGCCUAACCUUAGAAGCUGAAAUAAGGAAAUAGUAAAAGCUAACCUCGGUAUAACCGAAUUCAGCUAUAAACGUAACUGGAUUUAUAGCAGUUACACAGAAUUUUGCCACUGAGGAAUAUGUAGUGCUAAUAUGUUUGACUUUACCCUAAAGAAUAUUAUUUAAGAUAAAUGGUUCGGUAAAAAAACAAAUAGAUUUAGUACUUUUGAUCAUGUUUUUAAUAAUAGAACGACGACCAUUAACAAUUCCUUGCUCCUUGCAUCCCACAGUAUCCUUACAUCAAGAAUACUGUGACCAUAGAUCUGUAGACGAAAAUAGUUGAAGGAUUGCCGGUCGACAGAUCUUAGCGGCUGUCGUAUCUUCUCGGAAUUGGCUCAAGGCACCUAUCAAGCAACCUCUUAUAGGCAAAAAUUCCAAGAGCGUCUACUUCGGAAUAUUUGCAUUAAAAAAAAUAACAGUUUCAAAAAUGCUUAAGCACAUUUUUAUGAUUUAUAUUCUUAACAGCAAACUAGAAAGCGACUUUACGUGGUCCUUCAACAAAAAGUGAAUUUUGGUCACUCUGAUGGCUUAGCAAUAAAUAAGUGAUAUGUCUUAUUAUAGUGUUUAAAAUAUCGAGCAUAUCAAUUAUCCUAUAAAACGAAUGAUUAUGAUGCGCCGUUCUUUCCCAACAAUGCUCGUGGCACUGCCUGGUAGCUAUCAUUGUACACUAUAAAGCUACUGCUAUAGACCAAAUUGCCUGAAUGAAUACACCCCAAUAUAAAUUAACUAUGAAAUGGCUCUUCAUAAUAUUGAUCUAGAUUUCAUAAAAAUUUUGAAAAAUAAUUCCACGGAAAGGAGCCAUCUUUUAACUUUGCGGCAGCUUCAACUGUAAUAUAAGAAAAUACAUUUCAAUUUUUUAAUUCAACGUACUGUUUCUUGCACAGAGUACACGUAGCACCAUGCCGUAUUUGGCCUGUUGCCCUGUGUUCUCUUUAAUAGAAGAUGUCUCGUAAAUCUACUUAUUAUAAUAAUAAUAACUUUCUUUCAAGUUAAAGCUACUGCGCAACGUUCCUAUAUCACUAUAAAAUUAUUGUACCAGAUAAUAUUUCCCGGCUUUAUUUAUCUUCACUGUGGAACUUGUUUUUCUUAUUAUUCUCGUAGUAAAUAAAAUAUCCAGUCGGCUAGGAAACACUUGAUGUGAAGCUUUUAUUCAUUUUUAGGGAUAUUGUAGUCUUUUGAGAAAACUCCAAUAGCACCUGUAACCGGUAACCGUGAUUACCUUUAUGCCCGAUGUUAUAACACUUACGUAGUCUAAUACAGGUUUUGUAUAUAAAAAGAAAAAAGAAGAAUUAAAACUUUCACUUUUGAAAUCUGAUUUGUGACAUGGCACCAUCAUCCCGUGGCCGUCAAUAGGGUGGUUGGUAGAAUGGUGAAGUGUAGAGCUUCCCAACCGCCUUUAGGCCGAUAUAUCAAAUUCAGUUUGAAGAAAUUGUGUCCUAGCAAAGAAAAAAUAGUUUUCCUAUUCUUAUGUUGUCAAAAUGCUAAUUAAAGUCUUCAAGUAUGUAGUUAAAAACUUAACAUUAAUAGUGCCCUUUUCAACGAAACGAUGAUGCACUUCCAUAAAUAAAGAGUUGUACUUUUUGGUUCGCAUCGCAACUUGUCUUAUUCUAUAGAAAAAGUAUUGCAAUUUUCAUUUAAGAAUAAACGUUUUAUAAAGUGAAUAUUUUCUGUUUCUUGCUUGUAUUUUCGGUUACUCCACAGAUUACGCAUAGUGAUCUACUGAAAAUGAAACACAGUUGCAGUAUUUUUUAAAGCUGAUAACAUAUAGCUUUGACUUUUAAGAGUAAAAAUUGUUACCCGCUAAAAAAUUCAUCACGUAUUUUUCGCAACAAUGACAACAAUAAUCCACGCUUGGCCAGUCAUCAGGUGCACGGGGGGUAUAGCCAAAAUCAUUGGCUUAAGCUUAUGGUGUAGUAAUCUCAAUGGCAAUUCAGUAAUCCUCGUUAAAACAGUGAUUACUAGAACCGCGUGUCACGCGGAAGGCCGAAAUUUGAUCCUUCUACGGAGACGCAAUUUUUUUUUAACAAAGUUAAACCCACAUAGAAAGAGCUCUAAGGAAAGACAGUGAAGUAAUUGCUUCAACUUUUUUAGAAUGGAACCCGCGCAGUUUGAUAAAUAGGCAGUAUAAUUUAUAAUUGAUUAUUGUAAGAACCCAAUACAGCCGGGAUAUUGUAAAUGAGCCAAUAGUCCACCAUUUAUAAAAUCCUAUAGAGCCGAUUUUAUAAAAGAACAGCACACGUAAAUUUCAAAUGAAACUCCUGCUGAAAUUAAUAUAUUUUUAAUAAAAGAUACAUGGUAAUAGUAAUGAUACUGUGAUAGAAAAAUUUCUAGUUGGUGGCUGUUAGUCCUGGUGCUUACCACGGACCUAUUUUACCUAUAUUAUAAGCGUCCGUUUCCACAUUGCGUAUAUUCAGUCAUUUUAUUGCGUUUCCCGAAAAGUUCAGCUGCCAUAAAGCAUAUGGAAGGCAUUUUAAGAAACAAUACUUCGUGCUGUUUAUGGUGAACAUAUGACGAAUGAAAAAAUCAAUAAACCAUUAAAGGAUAUUUAAUGCCAAAUGUCUACACAUGGGAAGAAGUGGUAUGAAAUAAUAGUAUUAGCACUAUGGAUGGGUAUACCGUUCGUGUUAACGGGGGCGGUUCAAUAAUCCGAUUCGUACCACAUAAUACACAAACAGCUACGAUCAAGCGGCAAGAACUAGAAUGCACGUAAAUUAAGCUAACAACAACCGCUGAAUUAAGCGUCGACCACGACGCGCUUUUGCCUUUGCUGCUGGCUGUUUUAAUAGAAGAAAAGGAAACAACAGAGAUGAUUAUAGCUCAAACCGAUCAUGCCGAUAAAGUGGUCUAUUGUA